This is a messenger RNA of Pseudomassariella vexata, 804 nucleotides long. RefSeq lists its product as uncharacterized. NCBI's taxonomy places the organism in Eukaryota, Fungi, Ascomycota, Sordariomycetes, Amphisphaeriales, Pseudomassariaceae. The annotation marks the transcript as partial. The record is from RefSeq and is a predicted model, not a curated record. The transcript is spliced from 5 exons.
CAAUCCCGACAACCAGAGCUGUUCGCUGCAUUGUCGCUGACGUGGGGGACGGCGACUAUUGCUUUGGUCCUGCGCCUCGUGGCGAGGAGGAUCACGAGGAUUUCCCUUUCGUGGGAUGACUAUCUGGCUAUAGCUGCGUACGUAACCAAAUCCUGGGGAUGGUCAUUGACACACAAUGCAGGGGCCCAAGUUGGCUUCGGCCUACUCCUCAAAGACACCGGUCUACCGCCCGAACAAGCUCUACGCGAUGCUCGACGGGACCUCUAUAUCGAUGAGCUCUGCUAUGCCUUCUCCCUCGCCUGCUCUAAGUUCGCCAUCUUGGCCUUGUACUGGCGCAUGUUCUCGACAUCGGCCAUUAGGAUCUCCAUAAUAGUGUUGGCCGUGUGCUCCUUGAUAUGGCUGAUGAUACGGACGUUUCUGACCGUCUUCCAAUGCGUACCCGUCAAAGCUUUCUGGGACAAGACUGUCCCGGAUGCUGUAUGUAUCGUCAAUGAAGCGUAUUUCUUCUUGGGAACGGUCAUAGUGCAUCUCCUUCUUGAUCUCACUAUCAUGGCCCUGCCCGUCGUGCAAAUUUGGAAGAUAAAAUUGACAGCUUCGCGGAAGAUAGGGGUCAUGAUACUGUUUCUCUUUGGUAUCAUUGUCUGUUCCGCAUCUUCGGUUGUCAUCAUAUUUUCGUUCCAAUACCACGCUGAGGAACUCGAAAUGUCAUGGAAUGUUGCGUGGAUAUUUAUAUGGGCCACAAUAGAGGUCAACUUGGCGGUGGUCUCAGCUUGCCUGCCGAUGCUUCGACCACUUUUCACUGAA